AUGAGCUCACAGGACAAGUUAGAAGAUAUAAAUGCCGACACUGUCAAUAUUUUACUUCCUGCUAUUGUGAUUAUUUUUAUGCUGAUGUUUACUGGAAUAAUUGGCAAUCUGCUGGUGAUCUAUUUUUACUCCAUGACAUUGAAACCCACAGCUUCAUACAUAUUCAUCACAACGUUAGCGACCUUUGACCUCAUCUCCUGUCUUAUUUCUAUGCCAUUGGAAAUUGUGGACCUUUUACAUUUUUUUACGUUUGAAAGUUCCGGAGCAUGUCGCGUUCUUCGUUUCAUUAAUUACUUUGCACAUAUAGCUUCGGGAGCAACCCUAAUUGCUAUAGCUGUUGAUAGAUUUCAAAAACUUUGCAAGCCAUUUGAAAGACAAAUUUCAAAUCGAAUGUCAAAGACCAUAUUGAUCCUAGUGAUUAUGUUUGCCAUUUUGUCUGCUUGGCCCAGUGUUGUGUUUAAUAGAGUCGAAGCCGUAAACAUUACUCUUUCCGGUGAGAAUUUCGUCGGCUACGAUUGUUCAACAAUACGAGACGAGGCUUAUUUAGAUUAUAUCAAAGCCUAUAAUGCUUAUUUGUUUUUCCUGUUUUGUUCUGCUAUCGUCGUCCUCCUCGUUUUGUAUGUGAUGGUAGGUCGGCAACUUUAUGCUCUGAGGAGCUUCCGGUUCUAUUCAACUGGAAAUAGAAUUCCGCCGUCCCGACCGAUGAGUACUAUGACUAUUUCUAGUGAUGUUCAUUCCAUUUCCGGUGCUACAGUGCCUGAAAUGUCCGUAGCAGAAACGAUUCUUGAAGAAGACGAUGACGAAGAAGAUGCUGCGAUCGUUGAAGCAUUUGAAGCUGAAUUACGGCGAGGAAAUCUCACACCUAUAGAAGAAGACGAGGAUGAUGAGGAGGAAUUAGACGAAUUCGAAGAGGAUAUGGAUGACUUCGAUGAGUACAUAGAAAGUAGAUGUCGGCCAACAUCUACAAGUUCGAUGAAAGUAUCCUCGAAAGUGAUGAAAAUGCUAUCUAACAAAGUUGCACCAGAGCCGGAGAGAACCGAACUCAAGGAAAUUCCGAUCUUGAAACCAAUACGACAGUGUCGCAGUUUUACUGAGAACAGCCGUCGUGUCCGAGUGCACCAUGGACCAAGGAGAACAAAAUCCGAAAUUUCGAUUUCUAGUCGAUUUCGACAAAAACAGAACAUGCCAGGAUCGAUUUCGCGCAUGACACUCACUUCCGGUCUCAAUAACAAUCAUGGUCAUGAGAACUUUUUACCGGACGUGGAAACAAGAUUGUCUCGUUGUGCGUCAGUUGAUAUUGAUGAAUCUAAGAUGCGCGCGCAGAACAUUAACACUAAAAAGUUCACGGCUAUAACUGCAUGUAUCAGUGUAGCGUUUAUACUGAGUUUUCUCCCUUACCUGGUGUUAGCAACCAUGUCGACAUUCAACACGGACCAUGAAGCUAAUUAUUUAUCCAGAUCCGAACUCGUGGCCUACCAGAUAUUUGUCCGAUCAUUUCUGUUUAAUAGCGUUUGUAACCCGUUGAUAUAUGGUUUACUGAAUACAGAAUUCAAGAAGAUGUUUAUCUCGGGAUUAAGAAGAACGUGUUGCUACUUUUGUGAUAAAUGGCGGAUAAACACAAAAAUUGCUCCCGACACCGCACGUUGA
Messenger RNA from Ylistrum balloti, 1647 nucleotides. RefSeq lists its product as uncharacterized. The record is from RefSeq and is a predicted model, not a curated record. The coding region runs from base 1 to 1647 and encodes 548 amino acids. Lineage: Eukaryota; Metazoa; Mollusca; Bivalvia; Pectinida; Pectinidae. Gene Ontology annotation, biological process: G protein-coupled receptor signaling pathway. Gene Ontology annotation, molecular function: G protein-coupled receptor activity. Gene Ontology annotation, cellular component: membrane. The transcript has a single exon.